Marmota flaviventris (yellow-bellied marmot) is the source of this 1406-nucleotide messenger RNA. It is a transcript of the gene Tapbpl, whose product is annotated as TAP binding protein like. Gene Ontology annotation, cellular component: external side of plasma membrane. NCBI's taxonomy places the organism in Eukaryota, Metazoa, Chordata, Mammalia, Rodentia, Sciuridae. Gene Ontology annotation, biological process: positive regulation of T cell proliferation; negative regulation of T cell proliferation; cell surface receptor signaling pathway. The record is from RefSeq and is a predicted model, not a curated record.
GAGAAAGGCAGUGGGCGAAGAGGGGCCUGAGAGCAGCCUCUAUGGACACGAAGGCGGGGUGGUGUCUGCUGUUCUGCUUGGCUCUGUCCCGAGCAGCAAGAACUGAACCCCAGGCAACAGAAAGGCAAUGGCGAGCAGUGGACGUUAUCUUAGACUGCUUCUUGGUGAUGGAAGGUGGGCACCAAAGGGCUUUUGCCAGCAGUGGGAAUAGGGAGAAGGCCUUGCUUGUGCUGAAGCAGGUGCCAGUGCUGGAUGAUGGCUCCCUGGAAGGCUUCACUGAUUUCCAAAAUGGUGCAGUGGACAAAGAUGACCAACCUGUUAUAUUUGAGGCCUCAGUGGACCUGGUACAGAUACCCCAGGCCGAGGACUUGCUCCAUGCUGACUGCAAUGGGAAAGAGAUGACCUGUGAAAUUUCCCGCUAUUUUCUCCAAGUCAGACAGGAAGCCACUGUUGAGAAGGCAGCUUGGUUCAUCAUCAACGUGCAAAUAUCUAGAGGGGGACCCAGUGUCUCCAUGGUAAUGAAAACUCUUGGGGAUGGUGAGAAUGGAGCUGUCUGGCAACCUAUGCUGAAUCUACCCCAAAGCCUCCAGGGGACUGUGCGAACUGCAGUGGAAUUCCAGGUGACAACACUGACCCAAUCCCUGAAUUUCCUGCUGGGAUCCUCAGCCUCCCUUCACUGUGGUUUUUCCAUGGCUCCAAGCCUGGAUCUCAUCAGUGUGGAGUGGCGGUUGCAGUAUAAGGGCAGUGGCCAGCUGGUGUACAGUUGGAUGACAGGGCAGGGGCAGGCCAAGCGGCAGGGUGCUACCCUGAAGCCUGAGGAACUACUUAUGGCCGGGGAUGCCUCUCUCACCCUCCCCAGCCUCUCUCUAAAAGAUGAGGGGACCUACAUUUGCCAGAUCACCACCUCUCAGUACCAAGCUCAACAAAUCAUCCAGCUCAAUAUCCAAGCUUCCCCCAAAAUUCGACUGAGCUUGGCAAAUGAAGUGCUGCCGCCCACUCUCAUCUGCAAUGUCGCUGGCUAUUAUCCUCUGGACGUGAUGGUGACGUGGAUCCGAGAGGAGCUGGGUGGAGCCCCAGCUGAGGUGUCUGGUGCCUUCUUUUCCAGCCUCAGGCAAAGCAUGGCUGGCACCUAUAGCAUCUCCUCGUCCCUGAUGGCUGAACCUGGCCCUGAAGGUGCCACUUAUACCUGCCAGGUCACUCAUAUCUCCCUGGAGGAGCCCCUUAAGGCCAGCAUAAGGGUUGCCCCACACACAGAGCAGAGAAUGGCCUUUGAAGUCAUCUUGGCCAGCAGUCUUUUCCUUCUUGCACUACUGUUCCUGGGGCUUCAGAGACAGCAAGCUUCCUCACCAAAGUCUGCCAAGAUUCUGAAGCAUUCUGAGUAAAUACUCUUUUGCCCCAAUUAUAAA